Molecule: messenger RNA, 1816 nt
Organism: Priapulus caudatus
Lineage: Eukaryota; Metazoa; Priapulida; Priapulimorpha; Priapulimorphida; Priapulidae
Product: cell differentiation protein RCD1 homolog
Exons: 9
Coding region: 126-1052 (308 amino acids)
Biological process (GO): mRNA catabolic process; negative regulation of translation
Cellular component (GO): P-body; CCR4-NOT complex; CCR4-NOT core complex
Source: RefSeq, a predicted model, not a curated record
UGUUUUGUAUUUAUUUUGCUUGAGUUCCGAAUAUUUUUAUUUUUCGCCUGUUUUAACUCCAUAUUUGUUUAUUGGUAAAACCAAGUGAUCAGGCGUACAUAUCAGUGUUCAGUUAUAAGCAAGUAAUGAAUGUUUUGACGACUCAACAGCGAUUCAUGAACUCUGGCCAGCAGCCAGUCACUACUGGCUUGCAGCAGGUUGACAGGGAUAAGAUAUAUGAGUGGAUUCUGGAGUUAUCCAGCCCUGACACACGUGAAAAUGCCCUGCUUGAGCUCAGUAAAAAGAGAGAGGUCGUUCCAGACCUUGCACCUAUGCUGUGGCAUUCGUUUGGGACGAUAGCUGCACUUUUGCAAGAGAUUGUAAGCAUCUACCCCUACAUCAACCCACCCCAUCUCACUGCCCACCAAUCGAACAGGGUGUGCAAUGCCCUGGCUCUGCUGCAGUGUGUCGCUUCUCACCCCGAAACCAGGUCAGCCUUUCUUCAAGCUCACAUCCCUCUGUUUCUGUAUCCAUUUUUACACACUGUGAGCAAGACUAGGCCAUUUGAGUAUCUGCGACUAACCAGCCUAGGUGUUAUUGGGGCACUAGUUAAGACGGACGAGCAAGAUGUCAUUAAUUUCCUACUAACAACAGAGAUAAUUCCAUUGUGUCUGAGAAUCAUGGAGUCAGGAAGUGAACUGUCAAAGACUGUCGCAACCUUUAUCCUUCAGAAGAUCCUAUUGGAUGAGACCGGCUUGUCAUACAUCUGUCAAACAUAUGAACGUUUCUCUCAUGUUGCCAUGAUACUCGGAAAAAUGGUGCUGUCACUGGCUAAAGAGCAAUCAGCCAGACUGCUCAAACAUGUGGUACGCUGCUACUUGAGGCUCUCUGAUAAUCCGAGGGCGAGGGAGGCACUGCGACAGUGUCUACCCGACCAGUUGAAAGACAACACGUUUGCCAAAUGUCUGUCCGAUGACAAGUCGACAAAGCACUGGCUCACCCAACUGCUAAAGAACCUGGAAACAACAGCACCGACUGACCCACGCAUGCUCCCGCCACCCAUGCCACAGUGACUGAUGGAGCUCCAAACACUUCUUGUACAUUAACAGGCUGUUCGUAGUAGAUGAUAUCAGACAUUCGUCCAUUUGUCGAGUUCUGAAUGACAAACGUGUCUCUUGUAAGGCGCACACGAUCGGUGACAGCACGUCAGCGAUAUUAAUCUACAUAUGUAUAGAAGACCCUGAUAUUUUAUAGGGGUACCUAUCACCUGACAUUGAUGUUUAGGUGUUACAGGCAUAGACCUUUUAUUGAGUUCCUGAAUGGAACUCUUGCAUUCCUACGUCGAGACUCGCCCCAUCGAUGGCUCCGAUCAACGGUGAAAUGUUAUGUGAUUACAAUUAUGUUGGCAUGCUGAACAUUUCAUGAGAUCACGUCAAUUCUGUGGUGCCAUGACUCUUUGCCAGUUGCAGGUAGUAAGUACAUAGGCACAGACUGUUUAGACAGUUUUUUCAUCUAAGCAGUCGUCAUGUUUGCUUUUCCCUAAAACCUGUUUUCGUCUUGUCUUAUAGAAUUCAAGGUGAAAACAACAUGUAGGGAAUGUCCUUGUAAAUACUCAUCCUAUUCACUUGUCAAACAAAGAUAAAUAUUGAAAUUGAAAUGAAAGAAGAAUUAAGGUACAAUCUUUAGUGUGUCUUUGCACAGCAGUUUACUAUGUGAAGUAAGUAUCAUUGCGGAUUCCAUUUUAUGGAAAAUACAAUGGAAUGUGUAAAUUAGUUUGUAACAAAAAAAGAUGUUGACAUAAUAUACAUGAAUAUAAGUAACGUCGUAGUUACAAGUA